This is a messenger RNA of Rhinichthys klamathensis goyatoka, 9971 nucleotides long. It is a transcript of the gene aspm, whose product is annotated as assembly factor for spindle microtubules. Gene Ontology annotation, biological process: spindle organization; mitotic cell cycle; establishment of meiotic spindle localization. Lineage: Eukaryota; Metazoa; Chordata; Actinopteri; Cypriniformes; Leuciscidae. Bases 77 to 9679 code for a protein of 3200 amino acids. Gene Ontology annotation, cellular component: spindle pole. The record is from RefSeq and is a predicted model, not a curated record. The transcript is spliced from 30 exons. Gene Ontology annotation, molecular function: protein binding.
UAAACGGCAUUUAUUGUUGGUGAGCAUCAAUGACACAUGGAUUUGUCGAAACGCCGUGCAUUUAGUUAAGUUAAACAUGUCUUUUAAAAUCGCGAAAGCGGAGUGUUUGGACUUCAGUCCAACAUUUGAUUCACAUUGUAGUCGCGAUAAACCUGGCAAGGAAAACAACACUACAAUUCCUGUGCUGAGUUUGCUUCAGUUUUCUAGGUCCCCUUUCGUGUCAUUUGGGACGAUCAAGUUGGGAUCAUCAAAAUCUCUGCCUUUACGAAUUGAAAAUCCUACCGAGGAUGCAACAACGACUGUCAUAGUGGAGAAAAUUUCAGCAUCCAAAGGCUUUUCUGUUGAUCAGGCGUCUUUUACAAUACAGCCCGAGGACAGCAUUAUUUUAACUGUCACUUGGACACCAGUGGAAGAAGGCGGAGUUCGAGAACUCCUCAGCUUUGUUGCAAAUGGUAUUGUCAAACAUCAAGCGAUAUUGCUUGGGAAAGCAGAGGCGACAAAAAAGAAAAAGAAAACCCUAUGGGAUUCAAUUAAAUCCAAGAAGGGGGUCCCGGCACCCUCAAAAGGGAAGAAAGUGGCUUUAAUGCCAAUAAAGGCUGCAAAUAAGACAUUUCACGUGUCUCGCCAGUCGCAAUACAGAAAAGAGAGAACGUCCAACCCAUUGUCGCCAUUGAAUCAUGAACGGUCUGCCUAUGGUUCCAGUGGCACUAGGGCGAAUGCUCCAUCCUCCACUCCUGAGAUGUCAAAACCGGCUUUUGUAACAGAAAAUUUUGAUGAUGUGCAUUUGCAAAGAAACUCGCCAGUGGUUGUCUUAGUACCAGCUGAGAGAUUGUUUGAAACACCUGGUAAAAAGGAUCUGCCAUGUUCACGUAAACCAGAGUGCAGAGAAAUUAAAAGGCUUUUGAAUAAAACGCUCUCUCCUGCUAGCACUCCAGAUAGGUUUGGAAACCCAUGCUUUCAGAGUCCACUUCCCGUGAUUGGACAAAAUGUGCAAGAUGAAAGUCGAGAGCUGGAGAAACCUUCUCUGUCUGUAAAAGAUGCUCUGGAUGUAAUAGGAUCAGAUCUAUCGUGUGCGGUGAGCCCACCUAAUGCUUGCUCAAGCUUUGAUUUUUCUGAUUCUCUCGAGUCUGAAAAAACAAAUCCAGUAACAUCAUUCAGAGCGACUGCUGUCAUUUCGCCACCAGUUGAAGUGGCUCACCCAAGGUUGACUUUCUGUGUGAAACCCAACCAAGUCAUGGGCGUUGAACCAAAUCACGACGUAUUUAGGCUCAAGGCAUUUCCCUUUAGCACCUCCACAGUGACCAAGUCGAAUAAAGUUGAUGACACCCUUGUUCCUGAUGGUCCCAAGAAGUUUCCUGUGAAUUCUACCACAGUGACCAAAAGCAAAGCAGAAGCCUCUGUCAAGAGUCCUGGCUUGCGUAAGAAGAAAACCUCCAGGCGUCGCCUCUUGGAGAAGACCAUGGAGCUCUCAGAACCUAGUAAUGCAGAAUCUAACACAAGUUCUCCUGACAGCAUGUCACUACCUGUCAUUAGCUCAGACUCAAGUCCAGAUGUGGCACUAGAGCCCAAAUUUCCUGUAACUUCAAUGCCGGCUGCAAAAGUGAGGCUGACCUCAUAUGGAUCCCCUCCUGAGCAGCUUUUGUCCUCCAUAUCUCCCAUGCGACCUAAAGUUUUGCCCUCUGUUAGUAGCAUUAGCAGUCCGGAUUUGGCAGCCGGAAACGUCUCUGAAAAAGUGCAACCAGGUCUUUCUCAGGACCAGUUUCCUGUACAAUCCUGGACACCUGUGCAGAGUAAAAAGAGAAAAAGUGAUGAGUUUUUGCGGGGUCACUCAGAAGAUAUGUCAAACGGCCAAGCGAAAAAGCGUCAUGUUCCGGCACAUGCGGCAGAGCUUAAGAAACCAAGCCAAGAAAGAACGUUCACUUCAAGGUCCACAUCUGGACAGCAACGAAAAGCUAUAGCUCCACCAAGCUCCAGAAAGUUCACAAAACCUCCAGCAAAGAAAUCCUUAUCAAAAACAACUCAAAAAGAUGGACAGUCUGUGAAGUCACUGAGCAGUUCGACCCGAAAGCCUGCGAGGAUAGUGGCUGUGGCGCAGGCCAGACUGACCUUCAUGAAGCCGGCACAGACGGCCAUACCAAGGCAUCCUAUGCCAUUUGCUGCAAAGAACAUGUUUUAUGAUGAGCGAUGGAUUGAAAAGCAGGAGCGAGGCUUUACCUGGUGGAUGAAUUAUGUUCUCACUCCUGAUGACUUCAAAGUUGCAACUGAAGUUACCAAAGUGAAUGCGUUGUCGUUGACUAUGGGGAAUGACAAAUUCAACAUACCCAAAGCACCAACAAAAGAAGAGUUGUCUUUUAGAACUUACACAGCCCGUCAACGGCUGAACCGCCUUCGGCGAGCAGCUUGCAAGCUAUUUACGUCAGACACCAUGGUGAAGGCCAUCCAGAGACUGGAGCUGGAAGUAGAAGCCAAGAGGCUCCUUGUGCGAAAGGACAGGCAUCUCUGGAAGGACAUAGGUGAGCGUCAGAAAGUUCUUAACUGGCUGAUAUCAUACAAUCCACUUUGGCUAAGAAUCGGACUUGAGACAAUCUAUGGAGAGCUAAUAUCACUUGAAAGCAACAGUGAUGUCAUGGGACUGGCCAUGUUUAUUCUUGGACGUCUGCUGUGGAACCCAGACAUAGCUGCUGAGUUCAGGCAUGCUAAAGUGCCCAAUUUGUACAAAGAUGGCCAUCAGGAGGCACUCUCCUGCUUCACUCUAAAGAAACUAAUACUGCUGGUCUGCUUUCUGGAUAAAGCCAAAGAGUCCAGACUGAUCGAACAUGAUCCUUGUCUGUUCUGCAUGGAUGCUGAAUUUAAGUCAAGCAAAGAUCUGCUACUGGCGUUCUCACGAGACUUCCUCAGUGGUGAAGGCAUUUUGUCACGGCACCUCAGCCACUUGGGCCUAGCAGUAUCCCAUGUUCAGACUCCUCUGGAUGAGUUCAACUUUGCUGUGAAGAAUCUUGCUGUUGACCUGAGAUGUGGCAUUCGUUUGGUGCGUGUCAUGGAGCUCUUUAUUCUGGACUGGACUUUAUCUAGAAAGCUGCGAAUACCUGCUAUUAGCCGCCUGCAGAAAGUGCACAAUGUUGAUGUUGCACUGCAGGUUCUGAAAGACAAAGGUGUUGACCUUAAAGAUGAGCAUGGAGCGAACAUAGACUCCAGAGACAUUGUGGAUGGACACAGGGAAAAGACCCUAAACCUCCUGUGGAAAAUCAUAUUUGCCUUCCAGGUUGAAGUGCUACUUGAUGAGAAUCAGCUCAAAGAGGAAAUCAGUUUCCUCAGGAAAACCUGGAGAACGAAACAGAAACUGGCUUCAAUAAUGGCUAACAAAGGUGUUACAGUGACAAGAAUGAAGGCGAGACAAGCAUUUGAACAUCCCAGCCAGAAGGUGACGCUGCUUCUCGACUGGGUCAAUGCUGUUUCUGAGUUCUACAAUUUAAAGGCUGAAAACUUCACGGUGUCAUUCUCAGAUGGUCGUAUCCUCUGCUACCUCAUUCAUCAUUACCAUCCUGCUCAUCUUCCUGCAGAGGAGAUACAACAGAGAACAACGCAGACCAUCGAAUGUGGCCAUCGUGGCAGACUGGAGCUCAAUAACUCCUCAAGUGACUCGGACUGCUCUUUUGAAAAUAUGUCCACAAUACAAACUGGUUCAGAAUCCCUGUCAGUGGACUACAGAGGGCUGCUUGAUAAUGAGAGAAGUAACUUUCAUUUAGUGAACACUGCCGUGUCAUAUCUUGGAGGGGUGCCUGCUAUGAUAAAUCCAGAGGAUAUGUCCAACACUAUUCCGAAUGAAAAGGUUGUCACAUGUUACCUCUCCUUCCUUUGUGCCCGUCUUUUGGAUCUCCGCAAUGAAACAAGAGCAGCCCGAGUCAUCCAGGGUGCAUGGCGGAGAUACAAGUUACAGAAGGACAUUGAGCUUAUUCAGCAAAAAAACCUGGCUGCCACUAAAAUCCAAGCCAUUGUGCGGAAGUUCAUCUUGAGAAGAAGAAUGAUACGACAGAAUAAGGCAGCCAUCAAGAUCCAAACAUUCUGGAGAGGAUACAGUGCACGGGAAAAAUUGAGAGUGCUGAAAAAAGAGAGAUAUUUUGCUCUUCAAAAUGCAGCUGCAACUGUAAUUCAGAAAACAUUCAAAGCUUGGAGGGUUCAAAGUCUCCUGAAGAAAAACCGUGCUGCCUGUGUUAUCCAAGCAGCUUUACGGAAAUGGCAUACAAAAAAAGUUCUGGAAAAAAACACUGCAGCCUUGCGUAUUCAAGCAUGGUACAGAAUGCAGCGUUGUAAAACCCAGUACCUGGAUAUGAAAAGGAAAGCAGUCUGUGUUCAAGCAUGGUUCCGAGGUCAUCUUCAAAGAUGCAAGUUUCAGGCUUUAAAGAAAAGACACAAUGCUUCAAUUGUCAUUCAGAGUGCAUUCAGGGCCUACCUUGUCAGACAACGGAUAUCUAAAAUGGAGCGAAAUGCAGUCUUGAUUCAGAGGUGGUUCCUAGCCUGCAUGCAAAGGAAAGCAGAUCAGAGGAGGUUUUUUGAGAUUAAAUCGGCAGUUCUGGCUCUACAAGCAGCUUUCCGUGGAUGGAAGGUCCGUAGAUCUGUGGCUCACCGCCACCAAGCUGCACUUCUGAUUCAAACUGCUUUCAGGCGGUUUAUGGCUCAAAGGCACUUUUUGUGUUUGAAAAGAUCAGCCAUUGUUCUGCAACAGAGAUACAGAGCUAAUGCUUUUGGAGAAAAGUUACGACAAGAGUAUAUGGCUCUUAAAUCCGCUUCAGUGACAGUUCAAGCAAUGUGGCGAGGACGAGCUGAGCGGAAGAAGAUCAGUCAACUCCACAGAUUUGCCACAAUCAUUCAGUCAAAUUAUCGUAGAUAUGCGGCACAGACACAGUUUUUGGAAAUGAAACGGUCUGUCAUAGUCAUUCAAAGAUGGUACAGAGCCUUCAGAGAUGGACAGAAAGUGUACUUGGAAUACACUGAAAUUAAAAGAGCAGCCAUUGUGCUACAGAGUGCUUAUCGUGGCAAGAGAGUAAGGCAAGAACUACAGAAGAAAAACAAAGCAGCAACUUUGAUUCAGUCUGUGAUAAGAGCACAUAGUUGCCGCCAGCAGUUUUUGGCUCAAAAACGGGCUGCUGUUGUCAUUCAGCAACGCCAUCGGGCUUUUGUACUUGGACGGUUGCAAAGAAGCCAUUAUGUCCAUUUGAGGCAGGUGACUAUAACUCUACAGGCCAUAUAUCGGGGGGCCAAAGUGAGGCAAAAUCUGAGACUAGAGCAUCAAGCCGCUACUAUAAUUCAAGCUCAAUUCCGAACGUAUAAAGUACGUAUUGCCUUUGUUGCUGCGAAGUGCGCAGCUAUCAUCAUACAGCAGCAAUACAGAGCCUACAAACUUGGCAAAAACAUUCAAGCUACUUACUUGCAAAUUAAAAAUGCUGCUGUAGUUAUUCAGUCAGCAUUCAGGGGAAUGAAAGUUCGCAACUACUUACGAAAAUCGCACCAAGCUGCAACAGUGAUUCAGGCACAUUUUCGUGGACAUUCCCAACUCAAAAAGUACCAGAGACAACAGUGGGCUGCAUCAGUUUUACAGCGGCGAUUCAGGGCAACGAGAACUAAAAAUGCUGUCAUGAUGCAAUAUGGAGCCAUAAAAACAGCUGCCUUAUGCAUCCAGUCAGCUUUCCGUGGAAUGAUGGUAAGAAAGGAGAUUGCAGAAAGGCACAAAUCUGCGAAAAUUAUCCAGAAGACGUAUAGAGCGUACAAGCAACGUCGUGAUUACCUUGCUCUCAGAUACGCCACCAUCUGUAUUCAGCAACAGUACAGAGCAAUUGUAAGCGCAAGGCAACAACGCAAAAGGUAUUGCUCCUUACGAGCAGCUGCCAUCACUUUGCAGUCUGUGUACCGAGGGAUGAGAGUAAGGAAAGAAAUUGAUAGAAAGCAUGAAGCGGCCACUGUGAUUCAGGCAAUGUACAAAAUGUACAGAACUAGAGUGCCAUUCCAAGCUAUGAAACUGGCUUCAUUGGUCAUACAGAGGCAAUACAGGUGCCAUUUACUGAGAAAAGAAGCAAGAGAGAACUUUUUAAAGCUGCGGCGUAGCGCAACCGCAAUUCAGGCUAUUUACAGAGGAAAUCGUGCACGCCGUGAUAUUGAUAGAAUGCAUUUUGCUGCCACAGUCAUUCAAAGGAAGUACCUUGCCUACAAACAAAGGAAGCACUUUUUGUCCAUCCGAGCAGCGGUAGAAUUCUGUCAACGACGCUAUCGAUCCGUUUUGAUAGCGAGAUGUGUACGAAGAGAUUAUUUUGCUAAACGCCAGGCUGUUGUUGCAAUCCAGGCAACUUUCAGGGGAAUGCAGGUCCGGCGACAGAUCCAGAGAGAGCAAGAAGCUGCAACAAUCAUUCAGUCCCAUGUGAGAAAGCACAUCUUCAAGUUGCGCUUCCAGCGACUUCGUUGGGCAGCCUGUACUGUUCAGCAACAUUUCAGAGCUAACAAAAUGAUGAGGCAAGAGAUGGCAGCACUACAGAAACAGAAGAAUGCUGCUUUGAUUCUGCAAGCAGCCUAUCGUGGUAUGAAGUCCAGACAGACUUUGAAGCAAAUGCAUCAAGCUGCCACCACUGUUCAGGCGACCUUCAGAGUUUAUAGUGCUCGUAAGAGGUAUUUAGCCAUGAAAUGCGCUGCCAUUGCCAUUCAGCAAAGGUAUCGUGCCGUAAAUGCAGCGAAACAGCAGAGAAAGUGCUUUCUUGAAAUGCGUCAAGGUGCAAUUGUUCUGCAAGCAUGUUAUAGAGGUCUUAAAGUUCGGAGGAAACUACUACUACAGCGUCAAGCAGCUGUCUUGAUUCAGUCUUAUUUUAGAAGGCACAAAGAAAUGGUUAAGUACCAGGCCAUGAGGCUGUCAGCUAUCAUUAUCCAGAGCUAUUUCAGAUCAUACAUCCAGGCUAGAGCAGAUCGGGAGAACUAUCUACGUUUGAGAAAGUCUGCUGUAGUCAUUCAAGCAGCUUUUCGAGGACACUCUUUCAGGAGACAUUUAGCAGAAAAACAAGCAGCGUCCAUCAUCAUACAGGCUGGCUUCCGCAUGUACCAGCAAAGGUCGGCUUUUAAGAGACAGCGAUGGGCAGCCAGGGUUCUCCAGCAGAGGUACAGAGCUUUGAAACUUCGAGACGAGCAUGUGAAUAGAUACCAGCAGGUGAGGAAUGCUACUGUAUGCCUGCAGAAGUCUUUCAGAGGGAUGAAGGGGAGAGAAUUGGCCAGACGGACCCAGGCUGCAAGAACCAUCCAGUCCUACCUCAGGAUGUCUGUUCAAAGACAGCAUUUCAUGAAAGCAAAGGCUGCAGCAAUUGUUAUUCAGUCUGCAUACAGAGGCCAUUGUGCCAGAGUUCAGCAUGCAAGGAUGCAAGCAAGCUCAACGCUCAUCCAGAAGUGGUACAGAUCACGUAAACUGGUCCAGAAAGAUCGGAAUGGCUUUGUUGCUCUUAGGCAAGCUACGCUUACCUUGCAAUCUGCCUUGCGAAGAAUGCUGGCAAGGAGGCUUACAAAAAGACGACAAGCUGCGAUCAAGAUUCAAUCUUUGGUGCGCAUGCACAUGCAUCGCAAGCACUACGUGACACUCCGCUCAAGUGUCCUGAAAUUGCAAGCUCAUUACAGAAUGUUUGUGGCCCAGAGAAGAUACCGCAGAUUGCAGGCUGCAGCAGUUAUACUCCAAAAGCAUUACAGAGCUCAUAGGGCAACAAUGGAACAGAGGUGCAGUUACCUGAAGACUCUCCAAAAUAUAAAGAUCCUUCAGGCCAGAGUACGUGGACACAUUGAGUACAGAAGAUUUCAGAGAUUGAGGGCGAGUGCCAUCAAAAUUCAGGCUCAUUAUCGAGGGAUGAUUAAGAGACGCAGGUUUCAGCAACUCAAGGAAUCUGUUUUGGUUAUACAGAAGCAUUACAGAAGUUUCCAUCUUUGCCAGAGAGAGCGUGCACAGUUUCUUCAGCUGCGCAAGUCUGCUGUUGUGAUACAAAAAGCAUUCCAGGCUUAUCAAACAAGACAACGUGCCUUGCAAACACAGGCUGCCCUGAAAAUUCAGUCCUGGUUCCGAGGAUGCCUAGCUAGACGAAACUACAUCUUGAAACGAGCUGCGAUUGCAACAAUUCGACAAUGUAUACAAGCAAGACGUCAACGUGCAAGAUUUCUAGCUGUACAGCACAGUGUCCAAGUCAUUCAAAAAAGAUGGAGGGAAACUCUGAUUGCCAGAGAACAGCGUGUUGACUUCCUGAGGUUUAGAAAAUCUGUGAUAUACAUCCAGGCGUUAUGGAGAGGUCAGAGAGUGAGAGAUUCCCUUAAAAAGCAAAUAACAGCUGCUGUGAGGAUACAAUCAGCUUUCAGAGGCUUUACCCAAAGACGACGGUAUCACCAACAGAGAGCUGCUGUCUUAAUUCUACAGCGGCGUUUCCGAGUCUUGCAGCUUGCCAGAGUCGAGGAAGAAAAUCUAAGACGACGACACAAUGCCGCUGUGUAUCUUCAAGCUUUGUGGCGUGGUUGGCUUGCAAGACAACGGGUAAAAGAAAUGGCUUGUGCUGCAAGACGCCAUCGUUUCACAGCUGCCGUUUACCAUCAUCUCUGCGCAGUAAGGAUUCAGAGAGCUGUGCGAGCGCACUGGGCUCUUGCAUCAGCCAAGAAGAAAAUCUCUUCGGUCCUAUACAUCCAGCAAUGUUUUAAGGCAAAGCUGCAGAGAAAGAGAUAUCUUAAAGACCGAGAAGACAUCAUCAAGACCCAGAGAGCAGUGAGAACUUGGUUACAUCGCCGCAACCAGGCUGCCGGUACUAUCCAGUGUGCAGUCAGGAUGCUCCUCCUCAGACGUAGCAAGGAAAAGCUUCAACGUGGAAUAAUGAAGGCACAGGCGCUCUGGAGGGGUCAUUGUUCAAGAAAACAUCAUGACACAAGCAAAGUCGUUUCCAUAAGGCGACGUCUCGGGGAAGUAAAUCGAAGGGUGAAGGAAGAGGACAAGCUGUGUAACAAGACUACAACAGCGUUGAGCUACCUGCUAGGAUUUCAGAAUUAUGCUUACAUUCUUGCGGCCUUGAAACAUUUAGAAACUGCCACCAGACUUUCACCAGAGUGCUGUGAACGUCUUGUUGAAAGUGGAGCGACUCACACCAUCUUCACUUUGAUGAGGAGCUGCAACCGAAGUGUUCCUUCAAUGGAGAUCAUCACAUUAUCCAUUCAAGUUCUUCUCAACCUAUCAAAAUACAACAGAACCAUUGAUGCAGUUUAUGAUGUGGACAACUCUGUAGAAACCCUCCUGGAUCUUCUGCUGAUCUACCGGGAGAAAGCUGGAGACAAGGUUGCAGCAAAAGGUGGCUGCAUCUUCACCAAAACUUGUUUUCUCUUGGUUCUCUUGGUCCAGGAUGAAAGAAGAGCAAUGGAGGUCCGAAUGCUUCCCAAAGUUUCGGAUCGCAUUCGUAGCAUCUGCCGACUCACACUUCGAAAGUGCAAAAUGGAUGCUGAGAGAAACAAAGUCAAACAGAAAAUGAACUCGUCUCUCAAUGGAAGUUUCUUCUUCCAAGCCACCCCACGGAAGUCAAAACCAGUGAGCAGGUUUGCUCCAGACUGGGUUCUACGGCGUGACAAAAUGAAGGACAUUGUGGAUCCUCUUUGUGCUAUUCAGAUGCUUGCUAACGCUCUGGCCCUUGUGCCUUGAAAAUAUUACAGCAAGAAAAAAAGUUAUAAACUUGUGUGCCGCCAAAGUGUUUCUUUGUUGCUCAAAAUAGUAAACCCUGUUGGCUUUGUAAAUAUUGUGGGAGGGUUUUGUGUAUAUAUUUUUAUUGCUCUGUUUUAUCUCUAAAUAUUGUGGAAUGAUGACUUCUCUUUGCACAUUUUAGGGUCUGUGCUGUAAGAUGGCACAUGUUAGCUUUGAGAUGCUGUAAAUAAAAGUUAAGUUCCGAAUUAAUAUCUUUUAAUGUGCUGUAUUUGAACAUUAAAAAUAAUUACAG